CCAUGUCAAUGUGUUUGCGAAAUCCUGAGUAAACAAAUUUUUCAAGGAAAUAAGUUCCAUUUAAAGUACAACAAAAAGAAAAUACAAUGGCGGAUUCGACGGUAACUGAUGUAAGCAAGAUGAAAGUGGUUGAAUUAAGAAAAGAGUUAAAAUCACGUGGACUGUCUUAUGUCGGCGACAAAGCCGAGCUUGUGGCUAGGCUGCAAGCCGCUAUAGCGCAAGAUGACCACGGUGAUAUCAACUUAGAUUCAGACGAAAUAGAUUCUGACGGAGUUCUUGAAGAUGAAGACGAUAAAAGCCAAACAGACAUCUUAGAUGAUUCUGCCGUAGAUACACUAAACGAGGAAUUGGCACUUGAGGAACAUGCUGAGAAACAGACAAAUGAGUCAAAACCUCAGAGAACAUUAAAAAGGAAAAUAAACGCUCCAACUUCAGAACCGGCCAAAGAAAAAUCACAAGAUACAAAGGAAUCUGGUACAAAAAAAAUUGUACUGAAUAGAGCUAUAUCCAUUACACCGAAACAAACUGAGGAAAAUGUAGAGACAAAAUCCGAGGAAACGCCGCCAUCCAACGUUAGCAAAGUCAAACUGGUCACAGAUAUAGAUCCCAAGACUAGGUUGGAGAUGAGAGCUAGAAGAUUCGGCUUGCCUGUUAAAGUGUCUGAAGCCGAGCGGAAAGAAGCUAGAAAACAGCGGUUCCAGGCUUCAGCACAAAAUAACAUCAGCUCUACAACUCCUGGCUCAUUACAGGACAAUCUGGAGAAACUAAAGCAAAGAGCUGAAAGAUUUGGACAGUCUGUAUCUUCUAUUAUGACGGACAUUGAAAAUAAAGAGAGGUUAGAAAAACGUAAAGCAAAGUUCAAUGUUGCAAAAUAAUUUAGAUUUUAAGUUACUUUUAUUAUUAAUUAAA
Messenger RNA from Papilio machaon (common yellow swallowtail), 909 nucleotides. RefSeq names its product SAP domain-containing ribonucleoprotein. The transcript has a single exon. The record is from RefSeq and is a predicted model, not a curated record. Lineage: Eukaryota; Metazoa; Arthropoda; Insecta; Lepidoptera; Papilionidae. Gene Ontology annotation, cellular component: nucleus. Gene Ontology annotation, biological process: poly(A)+ mRNA export from nucleus. Bases 87 to 875 code for a protein of 262 amino acids.